GCGACGACAUACUAAGGAGGGGAGGGAAGAGUGUGCAUCAGAGUGAGCGUGGGAGUGCGAGUCGUUUUGGUAAGCGUUGGUAUGAAAUGCAUGGAAAGACGCUUACACCUGUCAAAGUGAGUGCGUGGGAGAGCGUUCUUUCGAGAGUCAAACCAUUCUGUCAAGUGUUUUCACGCGCGUGUACCCGCUUUUGCUACCGAGUUUUGUUUUUAUUCAAAAUGGCUAUCGAUGUUGAAACAUUAAUUUCACUCGUAUUUGAGCGUACACCACUUUGGAACCAGACAUUAAAGGUGUAUCGGAACAAAGUUAUUACGGAGAAGCUCUGGCGGCAAAUUGCGACGAAAUUGGGAGAAGACGUGACAACGGACGACAUCAAGAAAAAAUGGAAGACGGUGCGGAAUCAGUUCGGUAAGGAGCUACGAAAACUACCGGAAGGACGAUCAGGUGAUGAAGCGCCCCUUAAUUAUGAAACUUACACCACCUGGCCGCAUUUUGAGUCGCUGUUGUUCCUCAAGGACCACAUGAAACCGCGAAAGUCGGGCGGAAAUUUACAACCUGAUGGCGCCGAGACUUCCAGGAAUGCCAAUACGCAAGAGAUUGGAGCAGAUGAUACAAGUGAUCGAAAUGAGAUUGUUGAAAUCCCCGAAUCGGCAGAAAUCGACCACACCGAUGAAGGUGACACACGACCACAACGCCGGGCCCCCAAAAGAAGCGCUCAACAUCGUCUAAUCGAUAUCGAGGCGAAAAAGUUACAGCUUUUGGAGCAAAAAGUCCGCAAAGGAACCACUGCAGACGAUGAAGAUGAGGCUUUUUUCAAAAGCUUGCUACCCCAUGUCCGGAAGUUGCCCGCGGAGGAAAAGCUACUGUUCCGUACCGAAGUGCAAGAAGUGGUGCAUAAAUUUGUGUACCGAAAGAACCGGUUGCUAAACGAUCGGAGGGCGGAACACGAUGUGUUCAGAGCAUCGGCUUCAGCUGGUGAUGCUUCUUACCAGCACUCUACACCAAUACGCCGUUCAAAUGAAAUUUUUGACACUGGGCUGCGAACCCCGCUUCGUUCUGGUGGCUCGCGGUACACUGAGUCGCCAAAUAUUCCGAGUCGAAUUGAGAUUGUGGAGAACCAGUAUCGAAACGAAUCCACUGGGCUGCGAACCCCGCUUCGUUCUGGUGGCUCACGGUACAUUGAGUCGCCGAAUAUUCCGAGUCGGAUAGAGGUAGUGGAGAACCAAUAUCGAGAGGAAUCUACUGGCUCAGCAGGCCAACGCUCCUCAAUCAUUGUGACAGGAAGACAAUACUACACGGUCAUCACGUCGCCGAUUUCGAGUGCAGCAACGCAGGAGUAAAGAUUUUUCAUCGGGAGUGAAAAUCAAAUACAAUAUUCUCUUGGUAGACUUCAUUUCAUUUGAUGACUUCUUUAAUAA
Molecule: messenger RNA, 1418 nt
Organism: Aedes albopictus (Asian tiger mosquito)
Lineage: Eukaryota; Metazoa; Arthropoda; Insecta; Diptera; Culicidae
Exons: 2
Coding region: 87-1340 (417 amino acids)
Molecular function (GO): DNA binding
Source: RefSeq, a predicted model, not a curated record